AUGGAUGCUUGCGCGGACAGCGGUCCGGCGAAGCGCGCGGAGAUCUACACGUACGAGGCGCCAUGGCCCGUCUACAGCAUGAACUGGAGCGUGCGACGCGACAAGAAGUUCCGUCUCGCCGUCGGAAGCUUCAUCGAAGAUUACCGGAAUAAGGUGGAGAUAGUCCAGCUAGACGACAACACAGGCGAGCUGAGGAGCGACCCGCGCCUGACGUUCGACCACCCGUACCCUCCCACGAAGCUCAUGUUCGUCCCGGACCGCGACGGGCAGCGCCCGGACCUGCUCGCCACGUCCGGGGACUUCCUGCGGAUCUGGCAGAUCACGGAGGACGGGGUGCGCAUGCGCAGUGUACUCAACAACAAUAAGAACAGCGAGUUCUGUGCGCCGCUCACUUCCUUCGACUGGAACGAGUCCGAACCAAGGAGGCUCGGGACGUCCAGCAUCGACACCACGUGCACCAUAUGGGACAUGGAGAAGGAGGUGGUGGACACACAGCUGAUCGCUCACGACAAGGAGGUCUACGAUAUCGCCUGGGGGGGAGUUGGUCUCUUCGCCUCCGUCUCAGCUGACGGGUCAGUGAGGGUGUUUGACCUGCGGGACAAGGAGCACAGCACCAUCAUCUACGAAAGCCCACAGCCGGAGACUCCUCUGCUGCGCCUGGGGUGGAACAAGCAGGACCCGCGCUACAUGACAACCAUUCUCAUGGACUCACCCAAAGUCGUCAUCCUCGAUAUAAAUUCCCCACCUUGCCAGUGGCGGAGCUACAGCGCCACCAGGCUUGUGUGA
Closterium sp. Naga37s-1 is the source of this 786-nucleotide messenger RNA. NCBI's taxonomy places the organism in Eukaryota, Viridiplantae, Streptophyta, Zygnematophyceae, Desmidiales, Closteriaceae. The record is from the annotation of a GenBank genome assembly.